AUGGCCCUCUCGGGUACCUUCUCUCCACGUGGCACGGGUGCACAGAGCGGCGCCACAAGUCUGGCUCCCAGUGCUGCCAACAGUCGCCGAGCAAGUUACGCCAGAGCUCGAUCACACCUCAGCACCGCCAACAGCGUCUCCGAGGAUCGAGACGACAGCCCAGACAGCGCAGAAGCAAGGACUGCCACGAAGAGCGGAAGUCAGGACUCUGCGCCGAGUUUGAUUGACGACACGGAUUCACCAGAGUUAAGUGCGAUCUCGCGCUCGAUCACUGCUGCUGAAUCCAGAAAUGAGCUGUCUCUGGAGAGGACGGUGACCGCUAGGCCCUCCAAAGUACCUACAUUCGAGAAUCAUUUCACUGCUGAGGAACUGGAACAGGCUAUGGCACAAGCCAGUCUUCGACCACGGAGAGGUACUGUACUUGGGCCGAUUGUAGUGCGAUCCGAUGGUAGCAUCGCAGCAUGA
Molecule: messenger RNA, 465 nt
Organism: Cyphellophora attinorum
Lineage: Eukaryota; Fungi; Ascomycota; Eurotiomycetes; Chaetothyriales; Cyphellophoraceae
Exons: 1
Coding region: 1-465 (154 amino acids)
Source: RefSeq, a predicted model, not a curated record